UGUUCUUCUGACAUUUAACAACUUUUCUGCAUCAGGAUCAAAGUCAGAAUGAAAAUCCUCCAUUUUCUCUUCUUCUGCUUCUUGUCAGAUCUGGCUAAAAAGGAUGUUUUUUAUCGCAUAGUAACCAAGGGAGAAGAGGUCACACAUAUAUGUUCUGUAAUGUUCUAUGGACUGAGGCAGUUCUUUUGUAAGAAUGAGUGUAAGAAUGAAGGGGAGAUCCUCAUUGACACAACUAAUAACAAAGCUGUGAGUGGCAGAUACAGCAUUGAAUACAGACCAGGAUCUACACCUGGACUGUAUGCGACCAUCACACAGCUGACCAAGUCAGACACAGGACGGUACAUCUGUGGUUAUGGAAACCCUCUGUCUCCUGAUUCAUACCAGAGUUUAAAUAUUCUUGUCAUUGAUGAUUCAAACCCACCUGCUUCCACACCACAAACAGCAACACAGAGUGAAAGUGUCACUGCAGGAGUCUCUACACAUUGUCCUGACUCCUCCUGGCUUCUGGUUGUGCGUGCGUCCUUGGAUGGUGUUUUGCUGAUGGCUGUUUUCCUCAUGCUCUUCUACAUUAGUAAGACAAGGAGGAACUUUGGACUGAACACCAGAGAAAAUGACACAAACAUGGAGUUAUCUGUCGGGUAUGAGAACUGGGAUCCAACCUCCAAACAUGAUGAGUCGAAAAGCAGCAGGACCAAACCUACUCUGUAUUAUUAAAGACCAAAAUCUAAAAAGUAAAAAUUUAAUUUGGCCAUCUACUCUCCAGGGUUAUCUUUUCUUCCACAUCUGUUUCAUUUUGAUAUUUUUGGACCUAUAUCUGAGAUUUCAUGAUCGCCUCACGUAUAAUUUGCUUCACUAGGCUUCAUUUUGUUCCUGUUAUUCAAAUGCAUAAAUGCAC
Messenger RNA from Oreochromis aureus, 895 nucleotides. RefSeq lists its product as uncharacterized. The coding region runs from base 49 to 714 and encodes 221 amino acids. NCBI's taxonomy places the organism in Eukaryota, Metazoa, Chordata, Actinopteri, Cichliformes, Cichlidae. The transcript is spliced from 4 exons. The record is from RefSeq and is a predicted model, not a curated record.